GCGACAUGAGAUGAGGGCCGGAGAUAGCAGGAUGGAGGCGGACCACCACCACCACCACGACGAGAGGUCGGCUGAGGCGGGUCAUCGCCGCCAUCGGUGGAAGGGACCGCGGUACAACGACAGGCAGAGGAGCUCCCCGUGGGUGUGGAUGGCGGUGAUCCUGUGCAUGCUGCUGGCCAUCGGCGUCCUCGUGUUGGGCGCCACGAUGUUGGCCGUGUACUUCAUCUACAAGCCCCAGAUGCCGUACAUGGAGGUGACCAACGCGCAGCUCUUGCAGCUCGACUACAGCCCGGCCGGCGGCGUCAUCAGGAACAUACAGGUCAAGUUCGAUCUUCUGGCCGAGAACACCAACUCCAAGAUCAACACUUCCUUCUCCAGCUUCAGCAUCGACGUCAACUUCAACGGCACCACCCUGCUACAGCUGCGCGCCGAGACCUUCACCGUUGCCCGGGAGAGCUCCGUCACGCUGCCGUACAGCGGGGAGUCGCGCGGGAGGAGGCUGGACCCCGCCGGGAUGCAGGCCAUGGAGGAGGCGGUCAGGUCCGAGCUGGUGCCCCCUCGUCUUCUACUACCGCACCGGCGUCGUCGCGCACAUCGACCACGAGAGCUGCCGCUCCAGGUCGCCGUAGCACACUGCUCCUCCUCGGGCUCUGCUUCGCUCUCCUCUGCUCGGCUCCGCCAUGCUCUGCUUAGCACGCCAAUGGCCUAUACUCUGCUAUUCUAUUCAUUAUAGGCUCAUCCGUCUUAGCGACAAGAACGUACAUAUGCAGUUCUUAUACAGGCAUCCUCGCAGAGGAAAAUUACUUAUACAAGCAAACAAUGCUGAUAAUAGUAUGUAAAUAGCCGCAGCUGCGAGGAAAACUACACAGUCAUGCUAAUUUGUGGUUAUGUACAGUACAUAUAUUGAUAUAUUGCGUGUGGAAUAGCUCAAAGUUCAACUC
Messenger RNA from Triticum dicoccoides, 941 nucleotides. RefSeq lists its product as uncharacterized. Lineage: Eukaryota; Viridiplantae; Streptophyta; Magnoliopsida; Poales; Poaceae. The record is from RefSeq and is a predicted model, not a curated record. Gene Ontology annotation, cellular component: plasma membrane. Gene Ontology annotation, biological process: defense response to other organism. The coding region runs from base 11 to 733 and encodes 240 amino acids. The transcript has a single exon.